Molecule: messenger RNA, 659 nt
Organism: Suillus subalutaceus
Lineage: Eukaryota; Fungi; Basidiomycota; Agaricomycetes; Boletales; Suillaceae
Exons: 4
Source: RefSeq, a predicted model, not a curated record
GUCCAAUCAUCGAUUAGAGUAAGUCAUCCUCGCCACCCAUUUCCAAAAUGGAGUGUUCUUCGACAACUAGGCUUCAAGUAUUCCAACAUGUCCACUAUUCCUACAGGCACAUAUGUUAUCAUGAAUGCCACAACGCACACAUACCUGAAUGUGCUCGCUUUCCAGCCCGUUCCAGGUGACAUCGUCAAUAGUGUUGGAAAUUACUUAGGAAAUGACAUGUGGAACGUGUUAAAAACUGAGUCGUGUGGGGUAACUAUACAGUCCUACGGGACUGGUGCCUUCCUCUCCUUCGAUCCAUCAAACAAAACCGACACUCCCGCUGGAAGCGUUAUCACCAGUCACACAAUCUAUCCGUGGAGUCUGCAGCAAAACACCGCAGUCCCAUAUGCCUGGUAUAUCGUAGACCAUUACACUGGUAAAGGGCUUGCUGUGAAGGACAACUCCGCCGCAAACGCUGCGCAAGUUCUCGAAUUGGGACUGACAAAUAACGGAAGCCAGGCUUCGGUUUUUCAUUGCAAAGGAACCCCUAGCUGGUACCAACUAAUUGUCGCCCAGUAUCGACAAGAUUAUCGGAGACUUAUCUUUCUAGCAUUGAUGAAUUUGACUGAGUCGAGAAGUGUUGAACGUCAGGGGUCUUUAACAUGCCACACUCACGAGUU